CAAAUAUAUUAUAUUGCGACCAAUUUAUUGACUAAUUGUAAAUUCUAAACUUGUUAUACACAUUUAUACUUUGCGUAAAUAUUAGGAGAAGUAUAAAAUCCCUUACAUGUCAUGUAUUUCCGCCAUAUGUGAUUACACUACAUUCAAAUUUGGCGCGCGCUUGGGUGUCUUCGAGGAUUGCAUUGCGCUGCCACUUUGGCAUUAGCAUUACGUCAAUCAUCAGAGUUGUUGGGAUUUGUACUGAACGUCGUCCCAAAUUUGCAUUUUGUCUAAUAUUUGUCUGUUUUUACAAACUAUUUUAGUGUUAAUAAGUGCAAUACAUACGGAAAAUAUUACACAAGGACUACGACAAUAAAACGAAUAUAGAAAAUGAAUCCAGAAUAAUUCAUGAUUGCAGUUAUGCCCCCUAGCGGACAUUUCAAAAACUUGCAAAUAUUUUCGAGGUUUUUCUCUUGUGAUUAUUUAUUUAAACUUCUACUUAUUGGCGAUUCAGGCGUAGGGAAGUCAUGCUUACUGCUCAGGUUUGCGGAUGAUACAUAUACGGAAAGCUACAUCAGUACCAUUGGGGUAGACUUUAAAAUCAGAACUAUCGACUUAGAUGGAAAAACUAUUAAAUUGCAAAUUUGGGACACCGCAGGUCAAGAGCGAUUCAGGACCAUCACUUCCAGCUAUUACCGAGGGGCACAUGGUAUCAUCGUAGUGUACGAUUGCACCGACCAUGAUUCCUUUACUAACGUGAAGCAGUGGCUGGAAGAGAUCGAUCGCUAUGCUUGCGAUAACGUUAACAAGCUGCUUGUAGGCAACAAGAGCGAUCUCACUACGAAAAAGGUCGUGGAUUACACUACUGCAAAGGAAUACGCCGACCAGCUAGGCAUCCCAUUCCUGGAGACCUCCGCAAAGAACGCGACGAACGUGGAGCAGGCCUUCAUGACAAUGGCAGCGGAGAUCAAGAACCGGGUGGGGCCGCCGUCGUCUGCAGCGGAUCAGGGCAAUAAGGUGCGCUUCGAUCAGAGCCGUCCGGUCGAGACGACCAAGUCGGGCUGCUGCUGAAAGGAUACGCGGCGGCCGAAGCGUACGUCACGGGGAAUGCCGCCGUUGCCGCCGCCGCCGGUCGGUACGCACCUGCUACUGAUCUGCCGUAUAUGUCACAUGUUUGGUCAUUUAUCAAGUCAUCUUUUUUUUACAGUAGCUGAUGCUACAAUGUUACACUAUCCGUCUAUAUGUGUAUAGUUAUUUUAUUUCAUUCAGAGUUCAUUUUAUUAGAUUUGUUAUUAAUAUAAUGAAUAAACAGCCCUUCAUCCAUAGCCUAAUUUAAUUUCCUUUUAGCUAAGUUUUAUAGAGAAAUUGAAGGAGUUUAUAUAGAUAUGUACCAAGAAACAAGGAAAACACGUGAUUUGCCAGUUUUGUAUAUUUCUUUCAGCACAGUGUUCUCUUUGUUUUGUUCUUUCACCUUAUGUUGACAAUUUCAUGGAUAUACUUAUGAACUUUUUUAUCUAGGUAGUGGGUCGCUCGGCAGAGUAUAUUAGCAGUAAAUUAACCUGAAUUAUAAUGUCAUAGUUAUAUAGAAAUAUUUUGGCCACUGAGUUUGCAUAAAACUUUUCAAGAAAUAUGAUGGACUUAGUAAGCGUCUUGACUGAUGCUUCGUAAUCUAAUUGUAAAUUUUGUUGCCUCGUGUAUCUCCUAUUUCCUAUCAUUUCAACUGCAGUCUAUAUGUCUACUAAAUGAUCACAAUCUGAGUGAGAAAAAGCAUAUUUUUCCCUACUGGUUUACUUACCUUAAUCAAAAUUGUGAAUAUUUAUCUGUGGGAUCCUGAAAGCAAGUCAGAACAUAACAAGUGAUUUGUUCCUUCCCAAAAUUAGACCUAAGUUAUUUCUUAUUAUAUUAUUGGAUUAUCAGUUAUGAAAACCCAACACACAUUCUUCUAUAUUAUGCACCAAAUGCUAAUAUUACAGAUUUUCUGUUCGUAUAUGUCAUAUGACUCGGUUGUGCCAAGAAACCCAAUUUGACCUAAUAGUCUGAGAUCCCAAGGCUACCAGACAACUUAUUUUCUGAAAGAUAAAGUGUGGGGCAUACAGUAGCAUUUAUAUGUACCUGCGUACCUCCAAGUUGGGUAGAAGAAGCCUUGGUAUCUAACUCUACAUCAGUGGACAUGCCCAUAUCAUUGAGACGUAAUUUGAAAUGUAUACUUUCAACUUGCAAGUUAGGUACAAUAACUCUUGCUGGCCUGACGUUAAGAACAACAUUAGAAAUGAACAAUUCACAAUGGGUCUAGGGCAUAUAUGAAAUAGUGUAUAAAUCAUAGUAUGCAUAUUUAAUAUCAAAUUGAUGUGUACUCGUAUAAAGUCAUUCGUGAAGUUUAAAGGAACAAUUUCGAGAAUUGGUCAUGUUUCUUUAAAUUGAACUUACAAAUUAUAAUAGAAACUUUUGUAGCAGAUAUUUGUAUAAUGUAAACAAGUAAUAUAAGUAAAAUUGAGUUUGUUUUUA
Acanthoscelides obtectus is the source of this 2484-nucleotide messenger RNA. The record is from the annotation of a GenBank genome assembly. NCBI's taxonomy places the organism in Eukaryota, Metazoa, Arthropoda, Insecta, Coleoptera, Chrysomelidae.